Ruditapes philippinarum (Manila clam) is the source of this 1902-nucleotide messenger RNA. RefSeq lists its product as uncharacterized. The transcript has 2 exons. Lineage: Eukaryota; Metazoa; Mollusca; Bivalvia; Venerida; Veneridae. Gene Ontology annotation, biological process: DNA recombination; DNA integration. Gene Ontology annotation, molecular function: DNA binding. The record is from RefSeq and is a predicted model, not a curated record. Bases 460 to 1881 code for a protein of 473 amino acids.
AAGCAUUUUGUUUACAAUAAAAUCUUUUAAUUAUGGAUAAAACAGCCUUUCUCAUUGGUUGUUCUUUAUAUAGGUCAGAGGUCAUUUUUGUACUAUUACUCCAUUCCAUUUGUUGUAUAUCAAUAAACAACCUUUUUGAUUGGUUACUUCACCAGUUAGGUCAAGGGUCACUUUUGUAUCAUUACGCCAAACUGUAUUUAAGUUAGGUUUUGGCGCCUUUUAGUUACAGUUUUUGUCAAGACACGUUUCCAGUCGGUUGUUUUCUUCGAAUUUGUUUUUGGAAAGGGUUUUACUGUGCCCGAAUUUCAUAUUGAUAAGUUUCCUUCAGUUUUCCAUUCAUCAUAUACGAUGUAGAGUAGCGAACUAUUUAAUCGUCAGUUGUUCAGGGACUAGCCUGUUUGUGUGUAUUUAUCUUUUGAAGGACAGGUAUUUUUUAUUGUUUUUUGAAAUUUGUUCAAAAUGACUGACAGGAGAUCAGCUAGAAACAAAGAAGUUCCUGACUAUAAAGCUAUGAAUGAGGGAAAGGGAUUUACUCCCAAGAGGCAAUUAAUUGAACCUGUUCUGGCUUCUCCCAGCCAGUUGUUUGAUUUGAAUGAAGAAGAUUCUACUGUGACACCGCCUGAGGUACUUCCGGAAUCACGUCCAAGUUCAGAUUUGGCCGAAAAAGAGGAAAAAGAGAGGUUGUUGCGGCGUUUGAGUGAGUUGGAUGAGCAUCAGGCUCGUUUACAGGAGCGGAGAGAAUUAGAAAUUCUUCGUAAGAAAGUUGAGGAGAAAGAAGCGUUUGUUAGUGAGUUAGAGAAGUCCCUUCAUCCUCAAGCUUCCGAUCUAUCGUCUAGAAAGAAGGGCAGACAUAUUCGUCCCACUACUUCCAGUUCUCGAGGGCAGAAAUCAUCCAAAUCUUCACAUGCCGGUGCAGAAGAAUCAGAGCUUAAAAUUUUACGCCAAGAGCUCAGGAAUUCUAACUCUUCAGCCUUUGCGGAGGGGACGAAUAAAAAUCUACGUGUUCAGUGGGAGAGUUUUAUUUUAUUUUGUUUAUAUUUUAAAUUUAAAUUUUUACCUGCUUCUACUCUUACUCUUCAAUUGUAUGCUCAAUUUCUCAGUAGGACUUUUGUUUCUGUUGAGAGUAUCAAAAAUUAUAUUAGUGGUGUCAAAACUUUACAUUUUUGUUUAGGUUUUAACAUUGAUCAUAUUAAUUCUUAUUUGUUAAAUCUUUCAUUCAAAGGUUUGCAAAGGUUGAAGCCUAGAUCAGUUAAGCAGGCUGAGCCCAUUACCUUAAGUAUUUUAUUAAAAAUCCAUGAACAAUUAGACUUUUCCAUUCAGGACAAUGUUGUGUAUUGGUGUUUAUUUUUAUUUGCCUUUUUUCUAGUUGCUAGAAAGUCUAAUUUAGUCCCUACUUCUUCUGCUGAUGUUUUGAAGGGUCGGUUUUUAAGUACAGAAAGUAUACGUUAUUUUCAUGAUUACAUUUUGGUCCAUUUUAAUUGGUCGAAAACUAUUCAGUUUGGGGAAAGAGAAGUUGUAAGUCCUUUGUUGAGACUUAAAGAUAAAAGAUUGUGUCCGGUUGUCGCUUAUGAGAAACUGCUUAGUUUGAAUUUAGAUUAUCAUCAUAAUGUUUUAUUUACUCUUACAAAUGGUUCUUAUAUUUCUUAUUACUUAUUUCAAAAAAAACUAAGGGAGUGUAUAUCUUUAAUCGGUUUAUCUCCUGAAAGUUUUUCUACUCAUUCAUUCAGGAGGGGUUUUGCAACCCUUGCUCAUCGUUCCAAUAUUCCCCCAGAGCAUAUUCAGUUGCUUGGUGAUUGGAAAUCAGAUGCUUUCAAAUCAUAUUUAGAAUUAAAUUGGUCUGAUAAAGCACACAUUUUAACUAAAAUGUUUGAUGUUUUAUAGAAUUCAGUUUUUGAAUUUCUC